GCAGUUGUCAGGGGAUAUCGGAGAGCUCGCUUCUGAUUGGCUAGAGGGGCCGUGUUGCUAUGGCGACGGUCGGGGGGGUACGGUAGCGUUGCUGUGCGGCGUGAUCUGUGUGCGCGCGGAUGGAGGAAGCAGCUGCUGAUCUUUUGACACAGUAGCUACAGCAGAGAAAAGGCAACUGCAUGAAACACACCGGAGCCGUGGAGUCCGAAACGACCUUAGCAUGCACGAAUACCCUCCAAGUUUAAUGGGUCCGAUAAUCGGGAUGUCUCCAGAUAAGAAAGCAGAGUCUCCAGGAUCUCAGGGUAUGUGUGGAGCAGGAACUCUCCCAGAAGCAGAAAGCGCGUCCAGCCCUCUAGCCACCAGUCUGGACAGGAUCGGUCCCUCCGGCGCAGCCAGCAGGUCCGGGCUCGAACCCGAAGACGACGAGCUGACCAACCUGAACUGGCUCCACGAGAACCUGCUGCAGAACUUCACCCUGGGAGACACGCAGUCAUGCAGCGGGCCUUUGUUUGACAUCGAGGGCAGCAUCGGCUCUCCACUUGGACACAGCCUGUCCUCGUCCUCCUCUUCUUCGGUCUCGUCUGGGAGUUCAGGCAGCGACCGGGAUCCUCUCAAAUCCAAGCCUCCGUUUUCCUUCUCGCUUCUGAUCUACAUGGCUAUCGAACAGUCUCCCAGUAAAUCUCUUCCUGUAAAGGACAUCUACGGCUGGAUCCUGGAACACUUCCCGUACUUCUCCAGCGCUCCCACCGGAUGGAAGAACUCGGUGCGGCACAACCUGUCUCUGAACAAGUGCUUCCGCAAGGUGGAGCGCGGCCUAGGGAAGGCCAAUGGGAAAGGCUCUCUGUGGUGUGUUCACCCUGAGUUUCGGCCCACGCUGAUGCAAGCCCUGAAGAAACAGCACUUCCCAAGUGCACAGGCUUUCUGCACGCCACCUGCCUCUCCUCCCAGUGCCUCGUCUCCUCCUUGUCACCUGUUCUCCUUGGAGCAAGGCUACUCUCUAAAGGAAUGUGAUUUUGACGCUGCCACUGCCAUGAUGCUGUUAAAGUCUGCCUCAGAGCAGAACAUUGACCCAUAUGAGCAAGAGGGGCCGAUCGAUCUUUCCCGAAGAGAUCUGGUGGUGGUAAGCCGGGACCCGAAACAAGAUCACAACUACAGCAGCGUCCCCGUACCUCCGUCUUCUCAGCAGACGACGGGUUCCAGCGUUCCCACGCACGAGCAACAAGAGAGAGCAAACGGUAGCCACCCACUGUUAAAGAGGGUCAGACACGAUGCCAAGCCCGAAGUGGAUGAUGAGCUGAAAGAGGCAGCUGGCUCGCUCCUGCACCUAGCAGGCAUUCGCACCAGUCUCGGCGCCUCAAGACGCAAGAGCAGGAAGCUGGACAGGAAAUGAAGCCCGGCUCUCCGGCCUGCUCUUUCCUUAAUUUCCCUUUACGUCCCUCACUAUGUGACUCCUUCCUGUGGCCUGUCCUGGCCUCUCUCCUCUGGUUGAAGUUAAUUUGUUUGAAAUUAAUACUUUUUUUUUUUUCUUUCUCAAAAAUAUUUCAAUCAUCUCAUCCAACAGGCAAUACUAACACAGACACAGGAGAGAAAAGCCAUACUGAUGCUUUCUUUUGUUGUACAGAAAACAUUAGGAGAAAAGAAAUCGAAUCAUCUACCAACCUACGUUCAUAACUAGAAGAGUUUGUGGGGAGAAAAAGAGUGAACUUUGGGGAAGGGGGGGAAAAAACUCAGAGGAGAUUUGCAUGCUUCCACCUCUUUAAAAAAAAAAACAAACUAAUAAAAAAACACAAAUGUAUAUAUCUCGAGAAUGAAUGCAUGACUUUCACAAGUGGCUUGGGCUUCAGCUUAAUGACGAAAAGCUAGAUAAGAAAAAAAAGAUAUAAAAGUGCCAUUGAUUUUGGAUCAUAAGACUUCAGUUAAGAAAUAUGAUACAAAGAUAAAUGCAAUAAUUAGUUGACCUAAAUACUUGUAGUUAUUUUAUUUUUGUACUGCUGUUUUUUGUAUUUCGUCUCGUAAAGAUGACGUGUCCCCCGGAGCCCCGUGCACUCGUAGCUAUGAUGUCAAAACCAUGUGACUUUCCUCCUCAUCCUGAUUGGAUCCGUGCCCUAACCCCAUCCUCCCUGAGCAGUAUCACUGUAGUGGAGAGAACAGCAUGAAAAGCGGAGCUGCGGCUCUUUGCGUUCACUUCAGUAUUUAUCCGACGAUAAUCUCCGUAGUAAGUGUAGUCCCGUGCCAUUACGUAUCCAGAAUGAAUUCCCACAUACGUUUACAUGUGUUUCUCUUAAGCAUUUAAGCAACUAUAGGACACAAUGCAAUGAGGUGGAUUUAACCAAUAACUUUAUUAUUUUUUUUCUCUUCAGCAGCCCGUGUCUAUAAACGUCACUAUUAUCCAUGUCAAUCCAUGUCUAGCUGUGUGAUUUGAUACGAUUGCUGAGAGAAGUCAGAGGGCAGGGUUUUCAAAAUAAAUCUUCUCAGUGGACAUAAGUAGGAGUUGUAUGCAUGAGCCGUUGUGCUUCAGGCUUGGAUGAAGCACUCCGGCUGCACAGAUGACCUCGAGAGAGUUGCUCUGGCUCGAGAGGAAACUGGAGACAAUGCGGACUCUGGAAGAAAAGCGGCUGUGGGAAGAAAGGGGGGAAGAAAAAAAAAACACUUGCCUUUUUGCAGCUCUGUGAAUGAGGAAGUCAUGGGAACGGACCUACAGGAAGCCGAGCUGAUGAGACAGGAAGCUGAUAUCCUCCGAACCUGCUACUACCAGGACUGGAUUUGGCACGAGUACUGGACUUUUCAGACUCUCUGCCUAAACGCACACUUUGGUUUGUGUUUGUCAGGGGUAUCACCGCUAUCUUUGCAAGCCUCAUCUUUUUUUUUUGUUUCGUUGUUUUGAUUAUUCUUUCGAGUUUUAACUGCCUAAAUACCACUUAUCUCUUUCUAGUGAUAUGAAGCCCUGAUCAGGACCCAUUGUACCCGACAGGCAGGGAACUGCUACAGCAACUAACCCAGCCUGUUUAACCAUGGUGCUACAGAAAUCUAGCACCACGUGAUAGAUUUUGUUAUCAUCCCCCGUGUCCUCGGUGUGUCCUGUGGUACCUGUGAAGCUAUUAAGCGAAUUUCCCAAUGCGAUUAUUUUAACUCUUCCCUAUUUAACUGCAUCACUUUAAUGUUGCAUUGUGAUGUGCUGCCCAAAUACUUUUGCCAAGGCUGCCAGUCAACCCCCCCCCCCCCACCCUCGAUUUGUACAUAGUGAUAAAGCAGGAUGCAAGUAUUACUGGAGGAGGUUUAGAGGAGAGUGACAGGGCUGUAGUGUUAGUUUUAAAUGAUGAAAAAAACAGUCACCUUCUCCUCCCAAAAACAGGAAUAUUGACUUCUGAAUAUCUGACCUCUCUCUCUGUGAUACAGCAUAGUGAUCAUUGUUUUAUUAUUAUUAUUAUUAUUAUUAUUAUUAUUAUUAUUAUUAUUAUUAUGCUCCACUAAUUCUGAGCUGCCAAUCAGUUUGCUUGCAUUUGUCUGCCAUGUCUGUCUGACAGACUUUCAUCUUUUGGUUUUGUAAGCUAACCUCUGUUAAUAAAAUGUUUAUAAAGUUUAUUUUUGCCAAAGAUAUGCAAUCGUUGCAUUAUAUAUGGUAUUAAAAUAAAAAAAGGGUUUCUUUUA
Clarias gariepinus (North African catfish) is the source of this 3648-nucleotide messenger RNA. RefSeq names its product forkhead box N2b (gene foxn2b). Gene Ontology annotation, cellular component: nucleus. The transcript is spliced from 6 exons. Gene Ontology annotation, molecular function: DNA-binding transcription factor activity; cis-regulatory region sequence-specific DNA binding. Lineage: Eukaryota; Metazoa; Chordata; Actinopteri; Siluriformes; Clariidae. The record is from RefSeq and is a predicted model, not a curated record. Gene Ontology annotation, biological process: regulation of DNA-templated transcription. Bases 221 to 1390 code for a protein of 389 amino acids.